Zea mays is the source of this 2323-nucleotide messenger RNA. Its product is annotated as Double-stranded RNA-binding protein 3. The record is from RefSeq and is marked predicted. Gene Ontology annotation, molecular function: double-stranded RNA binding. NCBI's taxonomy places the organism in Eukaryota, Viridiplantae, Streptophyta, Magnoliopsida, Poales, Poaceae.
GCUUAAUUAAUCCCGAGCGAAAAUUAUGAUGCGCACAUGGCUGCCCCGCCGGACGAGAGAUGAUUAUUACAAGUAAGCACGAGGAAAGGGAAGAGAAGAAGAAGAGGGCUCGUCUCGUCUUGCAGGCCGGAGGCUGCGUCGCUGCCCCGCCGGCGCCGCCGUAUGCCAGUUCUUUGUCAGUCCCUUCGGCAGGUCUUCGUGGGUCCUUCUCCUUCGCCGGCGACGAGCACCCACCAAGAGAACCUUCCUGCAAGGCUGCAUUGAUCUCGUCUUGUUGUUUCUGGCCCAACACUUGGUUUAUUGCUCAACCUUAACCCCGGACUUGUUCUUCUACAGGACAGCGGGUACAGCGCUAGUUAUUGCUUCACCUUCCUUAUCUUUGCUGCAGCAACUGGAGGCCGAGGCUUUUACAAGGAGCUGGGGAAGAAUGGGCAGAAGCUGCUAUCGAAUCUGAAGCUUUGCUUGGCACACCAGCACUGGAGAGAUGUAUAAGAACCAACUCCAGGAGCUUGCUCAGAGGAGCUGCUUCAAUCUGCCGUCCUAUUCCUGCAUCCGGGAGGGACCAGAUCAUGCACCCCGGUUUAAGGCUACAGUUAAUUUCAACGGGGAGAUGUUCGAGAGCCCAGUGUUUUGUUCCACUCUGCGGCAGGCGGAGCAUGCGGCAGCUGAGGUAGCACUCAAUGAGUUAUCAAAGAGGGGGCCUUCGUCGACGCUGGCUGCCAAAGUUCUGGAUGAAACCGGGAUAUACAAGAAUCUUCUUCAAGAAACUGCUCAUCGAGCUGGUCUAAAACUCCCCAUCUAUACUACUAUUAGAUCUGGGCCAGGUCAUACGCCUGUGUUCGCAUGCACAGUGGAGUUGGCAGGAAAGGCAUUUACUGGCAAUCCUGGCAAGACCAAGAAGCAAGCUCAAAAGAAUGCUGCAAUGGCUGCCUGGUCUGAAUUGAAGAAACUGCCCAGGGUAGGUGAGCCGUCAUCCUCAUCUUGUCCACCUGAUCAGGAUGAUGAAGUGCAGGAACAGGUCGUAGUUACUCGGACUCUUGCAAGCUUGAACCAGGCAAAUAGUGGCAAGGUGCCACAUCAGAAGGAAAAACAGCAAAGCAAUAACCGCCCAUCAUCACGGAGAUGUUAUCCUAAACCAAAUACACCAUUCUACCGACCAUUUAUGCAAAAUCAGGCUUAUCCUAGCGUUCCACCAGAUCAAGCUAUGUACCAUCUGUGGCAUCGGAUGCAAGUGACAGCCAACGCCUCGCUUUCCAGUGGUACCAGCUAUGGGCAAUACAAGUUUUUGCCCACCAGCAGCUAUGCUCCCCAUGUACCCUCCUUCACCUCAAGGGCAAUUCUCCAAUCCGGCUAACCAGGAUGCUCUAGGCCUUCUUCCAUGUUUUCCUGAUGCUUCUCCUGCCAUGCUACGGCACUUCUCACCUUACCCUGUCUCCUAUGUGCCAAGAAGUCCUCUGCCGGUUACUGUUCACAAUGUUCAUGAGAGAAGGCAUGACCAUACUGAAACAGUUGAGCUUCCUGAUGCUGUGGUGUUCUCCCAAUGCACGACCCUAGAUUCCUUUAGGACAUCAGAAUGUGGCGGUCCACCACUCAAGGUUCAAGAACCAACCAAAAAUCGGAAAGAAGGCUGUAUUGGGUCCCCUGAGAAAGAACUUGACACUCUUGCCGUCUCAAGCUCUACCGCACAAGCGUCGUCGCAAAAGUUGGAAGCAAAUGAAGGUAAGCAAACAGUGCAGGCAGGUUUGAAGCAGACCCAUGAACAGCAGCUGAUGUCAUCCUCGUCUUGUGUUAGUUCUUCAGUUGUGGCACAGAGCUCGCAUUACGCUAGCUCCAUCCAGCAUGAUGAGUCUAUACAUAGAAGGAAUCCUCCUCAUACUAGUUCGCCUGCAUUGCCUGAUGUGUGGUCUUCCCGCUCGCAAGCUCUGCCCAGAUUUGGAUCACCAAGUUGGGUGUUCCAGCAGCGACCUUGGUUGGCUGCACCCGUCACAGUUCGAACCGCUGUUCCUGUCUGCUCAGCCAGGCCAAACGUGGUGAAUUCUACCACUGGAAUAAGACCUGCUGCCCAGAGCCAUGAUGGAGAGAGAGAUCUGAACAGCGCCGCAGCAGCGAGUUCUGGAUUCAAUAAACUCCAAAUUUGAGCUGCGGUUUUGGUUCUGCUGAGCUUUUCAUCUCAGUUUUGUUUGCUUCUUGGCUUGAGGUUUAUUUUUUAGUUAGAUAUACCAGAUAGGCUCUUAGGUUUUCAUUUUACAUUUACCAGAUGUCCAGUUCCUUCUGAAGAUAAAUGGACGAGAACUGUAAUAUAAAAAAUGCAGAGGCCUUUCUC